GACCCGCGGGGCGCUGCAGAAGGGGUCUGGACGCGGGGAGGGUCCUGGGCCCCGGUGGGUGUGGGUUUCCGCAGGCUGUGCUGCCGCCUGCUGGCACCGGCGGCGCCAGGACACCGGGGGCUGCACCCAACCGGUGCUCGGGGCGCGUUCCCCGGCCCGGACCCUCCGGUUUGCCCCCCCUCUGACCCUCACCCGGAGCCCCCGCUCGGUGUGGGCCGAAGCCGCCGGGACGGUCCCCGGGCAGGGGCGGACUCAGGUGCCCGCCGGGGUCCCCACGGAGCGCAGGCGCCCGCGUGGCACCGGGCACCGGGGCAGCGGCCUGUCCGGAGCAUCCUUCUGUCCCCCAACUCCGCUGGGGCCCGCAGGAGAUGCCGUUGCCCGUCCCGGGGCCGGUCUCGGUGUGGGGGCGGUCCCGGGGGCGGGGCCCGAGGUGGGGGGCGGUCUGGUCCCGGUCCCCGUUCCUCCGCCGCCAGCCCGGACAUGCCGUUCCCCGCCGCGCUGCUCUUGUUGGCACUGCUGCUGCCGCCGCCGCCGCUCUCCCGCGCCGCCGAGAGCGAAACCGAAACCGGCGCCCGGGAGCUACGGCUGGAAACGAUCGUGCCCCCCCCGGAGGGCUGCACGGAGCUGUCGGCGCCGGGGGACACGGUGCACAUCCACUACACGGGCAGCCUGGAGGAUGGCCGGAUCAUCGACUCCUCACUGAGCCGGGACCCCCUGCAGGUGGAGCUGGGCAAGCACCAAGUCAUUCCUGGUCUGGAGCAAAGUCUGCUGGACAUGUGUGUGGGGGAGAAGCGCAGAGCCAUCAUUCCCCCUCACUUAGCCUAUGGCAAGCGGGGCUCUCCCCCAACCAUCCCAGGUGACGCUGUGCUGCGCUUCGAGGUGGAGCUGGUGGGGUUGUCCCGGGCCAGUUACUGGCAGAAGGUGGUGAACGAGGUGGUGCCACUGCUGUGCCUGGGGCUGGUGCCAGCACUGCUGGGGCUCAUUGGGUUCCACCUGUACCGCAAGGCCAGCAGCCCCAAGCUCUCCAAGAAAAAGCAGAAGGAGGAGAAGAAGAACAAAGCCAAAAAGAAAUAAAACCUUCCCCUCGGCA
Messenger RNA from Haemorhous mexicanus (house finch), 1090 nucleotides. It is a transcript of the gene FKBP11, whose product is annotated as FKBP prolyl isomerase 11. The record is from RefSeq and is a predicted model, not a curated record. The transcript is spliced from 6 exons. The coding region runs from base 481 to 1074 and encodes 197 amino acids. NCBI's taxonomy places the organism in Eukaryota, Metazoa, Chordata, Aves, Passeriformes, Fringillidae. Gene Ontology annotation, molecular function: peptidyl-prolyl cis-trans isomerase activity. Gene Ontology annotation, biological process: protein peptidyl-prolyl isomerization.